UUUCGUACCCAACAAAAACAAAUUUGAUGGGUUUACAAGUUCAUUAUGAGCAAAAACUUUAGACAUAUUAUGUAAAAUAACGAAUAAAUUCCCCGAAAUAAAGUAGCCAGCUGUCAGUUGUUGGAACCAGUGACUCAGCGAAGUGAGUCACCAGCUGGCGAUUGGGGUUCUUUUGCACACGAUCGGUGGGGGCGUGAGCAGUGUGUGGUGGGCGCUCGUGGGAGAAGGUUUGGGACGCAAAAGUUUCGACCGUGCUUUCACUUCAGGACUAAAAAAUGAAGAUUUGGACAUCGGAGCACGUGUUCAACCACUCGUGGGAGACGGUGAGCCAGGCCGCCUGGAGGAAGUACCCGAACCCGAUGAACCCGGCCGUCGUCGGCAUUGACGUGCUGGAGCGACGCGUCCAGGAGGGCCGCCUCGUUACCGACCGGCUCAUCAGCUCAAAAUGGGGCAUUCCCGGCUGGGCGGCGAGUCUGAUCGGCUCGCCCAGUGUCUGCUACGGUUACGAGCAAUCCACCGUCGACCCGGCCCAGCGCCAAAUGGAGCUCAAAACCAGGAAUAUCACUUUUGGCAGCAGCAUCUCUGUCGACGAACGGCUGGUGUACUCUGAGCACCCGGACGACCCGUCAAAAACGCUCCUGCGUCAGGAGGCGGUCGUCACCGUACAGGGCGUCCCGCUCACCGACUACAUGGAGAACAUCCUCACCAGCAAGAUCUCGGCCAAUGCUGGAAAGGGCCGAGAGGCUAUGGAGUGGGUGAUCGGCAAGAUCAACCAGGAGGUGCACGAGCUGGCCACGGCCACCAAGAGCGCCGUGAAGACCACAGACGAGCUGCUCCACUCGGCCAAACACUCAGUGGACGGCCUGGCCGAGCGAGCGCGGCAACUGGGACACCUCACCGACGGCAUCACCGAGAAGGCCAAGAACAUUCACCUGACCAGCGAGACCACAGCCAACCAACGACAGCUAUGAGAAACGUGCCACUAGGACAUUUUGUAAUUAUUAUUUGCGCUGGUUUAACGGCGCUAGGUAGUUUCAACAAAUCAAUGCGGUGCGCUGAGCGGACUGAGCCGCCGAUGCGCGGUUGGUGUUCGCUCCGUGCUGGCUGUUACGUGUGAUAAGUACGGAGAACGGGCCAGCCGAGCCGGUCCCGGUGUCAUGGCAGGCCUCAAUUGACGGCGCUGUUAGGAUGUUCUGCCGGAGGUAGGUGCUGUCGUUUUGAAUUCGCUCUAUCCCUGUUGGCAGUUUUGUGAAUCAUUUAGGCAUUUGAGCUAUAUUCGGCAGAUCGACGCGAUCGUGCGGCCCUCGGUGUUAGUGGUGUCACGGCUGGUUUAUGUAGCCCAGUUUCGGUCAGGUCGGGACGCUUCUGGCCUGGUAAUCUCAAUCGAUCCCGCACUGGCACAUCGUCUACUGCUCGUUUUAUUGGCCGUGACCCCACUGCGAACUGAUCGGAGACAACUGCAUCUCAGGGCCGUUUGACAGACAGAUUGACGUGCAAACACACAGACACAAAGAGUUACGAGUGCGUGCUAGUCGUGCGAGCGUCAGUGUCACUCGACAUGUCAAGUCAUGCGUGAGCCCGAUGUCGCUUGUCCCGUCUCGUGUUGUUUCUGUGCGCGUGUGUAAAGAUCACCCCACUGCCGCCGCGGAUCAAAGUGUGCGCGUGUGAGUGUGACCCGACCCCCUGUGGCGGACGGCUGUAGCCUCUGCCCGGGAUCGGACCGGGCGGCGACAGAGCGACUCAUUGGUCUGAGACUCACCGCUGAGAGAGCGCCUGUCGCCGCCCGAAGGUGCGUGAAUAGUGCCACCGCUCGCACCAAUACAGCCAUUCCAACGGGCCCAGGA
This is a messenger RNA of Amphibalanus amphitrite, 1844 nucleotides long. RefSeq names its product protein slowmo-like (gene slmo). The transcript is spliced from 4 exons. Gene Ontology annotation, biological process: phospholipid transport. Bases 276 to 971 code for a protein of 231 amino acids. Lineage: Eukaryota; Metazoa; Arthropoda; Thecostraca; Balanomorpha; Balanidae. Gene Ontology annotation, molecular function: phosphatidic acid transfer activity. Gene Ontology annotation, cellular component: mitochondrial intermembrane space. The record is from RefSeq and is a predicted model, not a curated record.